Messenger RNA from Monoraphidium neglectum, 504 nucleotides. Its product is annotated as AP-4 complex subunit beta. Lineage: Eukaryota; Viridiplantae; Chlorophyta; Chlorophyceae; Sphaeropleales; Selenastraceae. The transcript has 5 exons. The coding region runs from base 1 to 504 and encodes 167 amino acids. Gene Ontology annotation, biological process: vesicle-mediated transport. The record is from RefSeq and is a predicted model, not a curated record.
AUGGCCGGCCUGGGGGACCGCCACCCCUACGUGCGGCGCACCGCCGUCAUGGGGGUCCUCAAGAUCUGGCAUAUGAGCCCAGAUACAGUCACCAACUCGGGCAUUGUUGACCAGGUGCGGUCCCUGCUGUACCAGGACCCAGACCCCCAGGUCGUGGCAAACUGCCUGCAGAUGGUGGUCCAGGUGGAGCCGAUGGCGCGGCUGGCGUCGAACAAGCAGUUUGUCUAUCACCUCGUCAACAGGCUCAAGGACUUCAGCGAGUGGGCACAGUGCGCAGUGCUGGAGCUGGUGUCUCACUACAGGCCCUCCGGGGAGAGCGAGGUGUAUGACCUGCUGAAUGCCCUAGAGGACCGGCUGGGGGCCACCAACAGCGCCCUGGUGGUGGCGGCCAUCAAGGUCUUCCUGCACAUGACGCUCGACAUGGCCGCGACCCACCAGCAGGUGCGGCGCGGCGGGGCGGCAUGGCCACGCGGGGGCGGCGGGGCGGCGCGUCGUCGCGCGUGA